AUGGCCGUGAAACUGUCUGACCUCAACGCGAACCCGUUCCGGGCGGCUGCGAGCGCCGCAGAGACUCUCAUCGUCGACGAACUCCCCUCGGAAGCAACCCUGCGUCUCAAAUUCGACCACCUUGUUACCAUCAUUAUUGCACUGCAGACUACGCCCUGCACUGGCUCGCGAGAUCAUCCGGACGAAAACGCGCUGCGUCGUCUCAUCAGACGUGCUACCAAUCUUCAAAACCUCUGCAUCAUCCAGCAAAUCGCCCCAGAAGACUCUGAGAAGGCUUCUGAUCGUUCUCUUCUCGGCGACCGGCCCGGCGUGGACAUCAAAUACAUCCCCGCACACGAUCUGGCGGCGGCCUUCGCGCGUUCCCCCCCAGGUCUCGCCAGCCAAAGCUGCCGUAGAAAGCUGGGCCGCAACGGUCGCCUCUGCGUGCGAGGUUCGGCCGCGCUCGCCUCUCGUUGA
Colletotrichum chrysophilum is the source of this 456-nucleotide messenger RNA. RefSeq lists its product as uncharacterized. The coding region runs from base 1 to 456 and encodes 151 amino acids. The transcript has a single exon. The record is from RefSeq and is a predicted model, not a curated record. Lineage: Eukaryota; Fungi; Ascomycota; Sordariomycetes; Glomerellales; Glomerellaceae.